This is a messenger RNA of Colius striatus (speckled mousebird), 1842 nucleotides long. It is a transcript of the gene FKBP14, whose product is annotated as FKBP prolyl isomerase 14. Lineage: Eukaryota; Metazoa; Chordata; Aves; Coliiformes; Coliidae. Gene Ontology annotation, molecular function: calcium ion binding; peptidyl-prolyl cis-trans isomerase activity. The transcript has 4 exons. The coding region runs from base 185 to 820 and encodes 211 amino acids. The record is from RefSeq and is a predicted model, not a curated record.
CGCGACCGCUUCUUCUGGGCACAGGCUCGGGCGAGCUAAUCGCAGGGCGGCCCGUCGGGAGCCGGGAACUGCCGGCCGUGAGGGUCGUUGCCACGUCUGCGGGGCCGGUGAAAGGCGAGGCGCGCCGCCUGGCUCGUGGGCGAGGGGUGCGGGAUGGCUGCGGGGCACUGACUGCGGGGCGGCGAUGGCGGCGGCGCUGCGGGCCGCCUUGCUGGCGGCGGCGCUGGGCUGCGCGGCCGCGGCGCUCAUCCCCGCGGCCGACGUGAAGGUGGAGGUGCUGCAGAAGCCGUUCCUCUGCCACCGGAGGACUAAGUGGGGGGACAUGAUGCUGGUUCACUACGAGGGCUACUUGGAGAGGGAUGGCUCCCUGUUUCACUCCACUCACAAGCAUAACAAUGGUCAACCUAUGUGGUUUACACUUGGCAUAAGGGAAGCUAUCAAAGGCUGGGACAAAGGUCUGAAGGACAUGUGUGUGGGAGAGAAGCGGAAGUUAACUAUUCCACCAGCCCUUGCUUAUGGAAAAGAAGGGAAAGGAAAAAUUCCACCUGAGAGCACAUUGAUUUUCAACAUUGACCUGCUAGAAAUUAGGAAUGGACCAAGGUCUCAUGAGUCAUUCCAAGAGAUGGAUCUUAACGAUGACUGGAAACUCUCCAAGCAAGAGGUGAAAAUUUACUUGAAGAAGGAAUUUGAAAAGCAUGGAGCAGUAGUAAAUGACACCCAGCAUGAUGCUUUGGUGGAAGACAUAUUUGAUAAAGAAGACGAAGAUGGUGAUGGGUUCAUCUCUGCAAGGGAAUUUACAUACAAGCAUGAUGAACUAUAGAAAAAGGUGGCAUAACUUUUUUUUGACACAAAUGGCAAUGAUUUAGACUGAUUCUCUUGUCAUCUGAAGUCUGUGUUUUGGAGUGCACAGCUGCCGUUGGCAAAGAAACAUUCUUUAUGUAAUAAUUCUGUUCAUUAUGUACAGACAUUUUAAACUAUUUUAAAAUAUGAAAAUACUUCCUUUAAUGCAGCAAGUCUUGCACAGCAGUAUUUUUAAAAAUUUGUGUUAACUUAUUUUUCAGAAAUGAAACAAAUUUUCCAAUUAUGAAACAUUGUGAAAAUCAAAGUAUAGUUCAGUGCCUUUCUGUGAUUUGUUUGUGUGUUUAAGAUCACUUUCAGUGAUUCCCUUAUGUAUAACUUCUAGUCUGCAGCUUAUGUACUUGACCUUCCUUCUUGUGUGUCACUGCUUAAAAAGGAGUGUGCUGACUUGGCUUUUUUUCUGCAGAGUUUUUGAAAGGUUUACUAGAAGGCAUCAGCAUCUCUUUAUACAGCUGAGAAACUGAUACAAAGCCAAAUAAGAAAAAUGAGUGUCCUGUGCAGAUUUUGCCUUUCUAAAGGGGAAAGUGUUAGCAAUUUUGCCAAUAAUUGUCUCCAUUUUACUUCAAAUUAUGUGAACAAAGUGAGUUAAAUGUCAGACCAUCACUUUGAUUGUAAGCAACACUCUAGGAAAUGUCUGUAGCUUGGACAAUAGCAAGUCAUGCUGCAGUGCAGAGGUAGUAUCCUUUACACACACUUGCUUUGAAACUCAGAGCUUGCAUUUGUGAGGAAAAAUCCUUUUAGCCUCAGAUUUCGAGGGAUGUCUUGAAUGAAAUGUUGCAAGUAGGAAGUUUUUCCUGUUCACAGGAGGGGAAGAGGAUACCGAUCUUCCUGUCAGUAUGACCUGAAAAACAGUUGGCAUUGGUUUGCCUGCUCUGCAGCUGCCAGAGUUGUAGAACUUGUUUCAUUGUUGCCCCUUUGCACUAUUUUCAUGAGUAGCAUACAAGUGAUGUGAAUUUCAAAUAAAGUGACUUUUUAGAAAACAGA